AUACCUUACCCCUUGGCUUUGUCGCCGGAUCCGCUUCUCUCCGCCAUCUUCCCCGCAUCUCAGGCACGCCCUUAUACAGCCUCUGCGCCGCCGCCGCCUCGCCAACACUUUCCCGUCCUUGUCGCAACAUAGCACCGAGAUUGCCUCAAGAUUGUCCAAGAUGCCAGUCUUUGAUCUGAAGAAGAACCUCGUCUUCUAUGGCGCAUAUCACCGCGAGCCAACAAACGUCGCCAUCCACAUAGCAUGCGUGCCUGUCCUGCUUGCGACAGGCAUUCUCUUCGGCACAAACACACCCACCCUCCCCAUCCGCCAACACCCCCUCCUAACCCGCCUCAACCUCCCCUUGAACCUAGGCACCAUCGCUGCAGCUACCUACUCAGCUCUCUACCUCCUUCUCUCUCCCAACCUCGCUGGCGUGACCGUCACCCCCAUAAUCCUCGCCUUCGCAUCCCUCUCCAACCGCCUCACGCAGCGUUACAACAAGACCAAAGUCAACAGUAUUGCCGUCGCCGUCCACGUCGUAAGCUGGAUACUGCAAUUCGUUGGACAUGGCAAGUUUGAAGGGCGCAAACCCGCACUGCUAGACAAUUUGGUCCAGGCCCUGUUCCUGGCGCCCUUGUUCGUGUGGUAUGAAGUGCUGUUCAAGAUGGGCUUCUACAAAGGGUUGAAGAGGGAGGUAGAGCUUGGUGUUGAGGCCGAGAUUGCAAAGUUGAAGGCGAAAAAGGCGGACAAGGGUAAGGGGAUCGCACUCGACGAUUCUGCGGACGCUAUGGAUGAUGUUGUGGACGCUGUCCUUGAUGAGGAAAAAGAGGGUAGUGAUGAAAUUUAGAUGUGUGAUGUGAACCCAUGGUUCUGAGA
This is a messenger RNA of Alternaria alternata, 858 nucleotides long. RefSeq names its product DUF962-domain-containing protein. The record is from RefSeq and is a predicted model, not a curated record. Bases 161 to 829 code for a protein of 222 amino acids. The transcript is spliced from 3 exons. NCBI's taxonomy places the organism in Eukaryota, Fungi, Ascomycota, Dothideomycetes, Pleosporales, Pleosporaceae. Gene Ontology annotation, biological process: sphingoid catabolic process. Gene Ontology annotation, cellular component: endoplasmic reticulum.